CUGCUGCUCAGGGUCCCUCCUUACAGGUCCGGGGUCCCUCCUUUCCCGGGCUUUCCGUAAAAGCACUUCCCCGGGGGCCGCCGUUUGCGCUCGGCCUGGCCAGAGAGGCCGCUCGGGGAACGGAUCUCAUUGGGCGCGGGAGGCUGAUGGCCAAGACUGAGGCGUUUAGAGAAGGAGCUGGCACUGGAGAUCGAACCCACGACCUUGUGAAAGCUAAGCAUGUGCUCUACCGCCGAGCUAUCUUCCCCUUCCUUUGGAUUCUUGCUGCCGCUCCAGAUGCUGCUGCUGCCGCCGCGGCCACCCCACCCUCGGUCCUCCUCCCCGGAGGCCAUGGACCCACCGCCCCCCAAGGCUCCCCCUUUCCCCAAGACGGAAGGCCCUUCCUCCACUCCUUCCUCGGCCGCAGGGCCCCGACCCCCGCGGCUGGGACGCCACCUGCUCAUCGACGCCAACGGGGUCCCCUACACGUAUACGGUGCAGUUGGAGGAGGAGCCCCGGGGUCCACCCCAGCGCGAGGCACCGCCGGGAGAGCCGGGCCCUCGCAAGGGCUACAGCUGCCCGGAGUGCUGCAGCACCGGGUACGGGGCCGGGAGGCGGGAGGGAGCCGGAGCGGGCCGUGCAGAGGGGCGGGGCCGGGAGAGCGGGUACCUGAGCGCCGGGCUGGGAGGGGCUGUUCUGAGGGCUCGGAAAGGGCGCUGCCGAGAACUCGCGUAG
Molecule: messenger RNA, 714 nt
Organism: Vicugna pacos (alpaca)
Lineage: Eukaryota; Metazoa; Chordata; Mammalia; Artiodactyla; Camelidae
Source: RefSeq, a predicted model, not a curated record